Molecule: messenger RNA, 4129 nt
Organism: Pristis pectinata (smalltooth sawfish)
Lineage: Eukaryota; Metazoa; Chordata; Chondrichthyes; Rhinopristiformes; Pristidae
Gene: tbc1d30
Product: TBC1 domain family, member 30
Exons: 15
Coding region: 683-3565 (960 amino acids)
Cellular component (GO): endoplasmic reticulum
Source: RefSeq, a predicted model, not a curated record
GCGAGACCUUUCAAAGGGCAACAACAAUAAUGUGAAAGCCCAGAGGGGAAUGGUUAUUUUCCUCAAGGGUUCUACUUUAACCAAACACCAGUGACUGCAAUAGUUGAACGCUGAUGCAUUUAGUUGAUAAUUUUACUUACAAUCUGUCGUUGGGGCCCGGCAUAAUUGCACUAAUAGCAACUUGUGAGAAAGCGAAACAAUUGUUUCAAUCCUUUGUUACAGAGAGAUGUGAAGCAACGUUACAUAGCAGCUCCAAGAUAAGGAAACAUUUCCAAUAAGCAUAUGCACCAACGGUUUGUCACAGGCUCGUCUUUUUCUCCUGCUCUCGGUGAGUUGGACCAACCUGCGCUGCGGAUCUUGACGUGAAAUUUACCUGCAGCAACACUAUCGCUGGCGGAAUGUGCCAUGACACUUGCGGGGGAAACGUGGAUAUUCUGGUUUCGUCGAGGGGUGUAUCAGCGCCUUCGACUUUACCCAAGAAAGCCGUGCUAAAACGAAGUGUUUCUGUUGAGGUCUCAAACAUGCGGUUUGGGUCGGGAGAGGGGUGUGGGGGAGAUAAAUGGGACGUGCCCAGAGGCUGCCUCCCCACUGACAGAUUGGAGAGGACCCGGAAUUAGCGCCCGUCCUACCUGCGCCCCGCACUUGGGGAAGUUGCGGGAAAUCCGCCUGCGAGAGCCCGGGGAUGGCUGCUCUCGGCGGGGUCCCGCAGCACGAACUUCCCGAGUUCGACGUCUUCAAUGGGAACUGCUUAGAAGGAGAGGGGGACGCCUUCGUGAACUCCCUUGGCAGUAACUCAGACGGGCUGUCCGGUUUGCAGGGAUGGACGCUGAGUGCAGGCUGCCCGGCAGCAGUCCGAGGCCCUUUGCCUCCAAAGGCCGGCGAGAACAUCCACCCACCGUCUGCUGGAGCCCCGGGCCAGCACCGGGCGAGAGCCGUGGCCCCCGCGGAGAAAACGCCGAGAUCUCACAUUGAUCAAGAGGGCAGAGACGGUCAGUCAGGAAUCGCUUGCAGGAGAACUUCUUCCAUUGUGGACGGUCUGCUGACGGAACUCUAUGACUCCUACACCUAUAGCGGCUGGAGCAUCGACAGUGUGGACAGUUCAACGGAGGCCUCCAGCUCCGAUGCUUUCCUGGGAAGGAGUAAUUCUGGAUCUGCAUUCCUGCAGGAAUUUCAGGAGCAGUACACGACUAAACAUCAGAUGCAAUACCUGGCACAAAAAGAUUUAGACGAGCUGAAGCGGAUUGUAGAGGAGCUAAAGUACAGAAUUGCUGUACAGUCUGCCAAGCUGGUUCGUCAACUAAGGAGAAAGGACAGCCUUUCACAUAAACUGCAGAAAAACAGUGAUAUUGUGACGGCAUGUCUGCAAGCAGUUUCACAGAAAAGGCGCGUCGAUACAAAGUUGAAAUUCACAAUCGAACCAUCUCUGAGCAAGCACGGGUUUCAGCAGUGGUAUGAUGCUCUGAAAGCUGUUGCUAGAUUGCCAACAGGAAUUCCAAAGGAUUGGAGGAAAAGAGUUUGGCUGACUCUUGCAGACCACUAUUUGCACAGUAUCUCAAUUGACUGGGAGAAGACAAUGCGUUUUGCUUUUAAUGAUAGGAGCAAUCCUGAUGAUGAUUCCAUGGGCAUUCAAAUAGUGAAGGAUCUUCACAGAACAGGUUGUAGUUCUUACUGUGGGCAGGAGGCUGAACAGGAUCGUGUGGUGCUGAAGCGAGUCCUUCUUGCCUAUGCUCGUUGGAACAAAUUUGUUGGUUACUGUCAAGGUUUCAAUGUACUUGCGGCGCUCAUAUUGGAAGUGAUGGAAGUAAAUGAAGGAGAUGCACUGAAGAUAAUGAUUUAUUUGAUUGACAAAGUGCUUCCUGAGAGUUAUUUUGCCAAUAAUCUACGUGCAUUAUCAGUGGAUAUGGCUGUUUUUCGAGAUCUUCUCCGGAUAAAGCUACCAGAGCUUUCUCAGUACCUUGAUGAUCUCCAGAAGGUUGCCAACAAGGAAAGUGCAGGUAGUUAUGAGCCUCCCCUGACAAAUGUUUUCACCAUGCAGUGGUUCCUCACUUUAUUUGCAACAUGUCUUCCAAAUCACACUGUCCUCCGAAUCUGGGAUUCUGUGUUCUUUGAAGGGUCAGAAGUGAUCCUAAGAGUGGCCUUGGCAAUCUGGGCUAAACUUGGAGAAAGAAUCAAAAGCUGCCAAAGUGCAGAUGAAUUUUACAGCACUAUGGGCAGACUGACUCAAGAGAUGCUGGAGGAUCGUCUGAUUGACUGUAAUGAGCUGAUGCAGACACUUUAUUCAAUGGCACCAUUCCCCUUCCCACAACUGGCUGAACUGAGAGAAAAAUACACUUAUAAUAUCAAUCCAUUCCCAAUCCCUGUGAAGCUGUCCGAAUCACAACGGAAUUUCAGUAGAACCAAAGACAGUGAUGAAGAGAUUGAUUUGGACGAUGAAGAUGCAAUAGCUUCUGCAGUUGGUUGUCUGGGACCAUUCAGUCUUCUUGUACCAGAAUUGCAGAAGUAUCAGAAACAAAUCAAAGACCAGCAGGAUGAGCAGAUCCUGAAAUCAAGUAACAUUGCUGAGCUCAGCCCUGGGGCAAUCGAUGCCAGCCGCAGUGAGCACCAUUCUGUUUUUAACAGCAUGAUGAUGGAGCGUAUGACAACUGACAUCAAUGCACUGAAGCAACAAUAUAUUAGGAUAAAGAAGAAGCAGCAGCAGCAACAAGCCCAUUUCAUCUUCAUCAAAGCAGGAACAGAAAAUGAAAUGAAUCCUGGGAUCAUCCCAGAUCCUAGGGACCAGAUGAAUAAUGCUAUUGGAAGAAGUGAAGGAUCUGCCAGCACCAUUCUGCCUUCACCAACCAAUGAAACUCCAAUGAUGAAUCACUUGCUUCUCGGGAAGAAACUGCAAGUCACUAACCGGAUCACAAGGAAUGCUGUUCUUCAUGUGGCCGGACCAAAGGCCCCACACGAAGACACAAAGUCAAAGCUAAACUCACCAUGGCGCACACACAUCCGUGUUCACCGAAAAAACCUCGCACGGACCAGGAACCAGCUGAGCUACAGUGAUACCAUAGGGCUAAUGGAGGAACAGGGCCAAGUCACAAAAGAAAGAAAUACAAAAUCAGUUGAAGAGUCAUCCCUUAGUUCUGCAGAAAGUGCAGACACUGACAUUAAAAGUGUUGAAGACCGAGUAUUGGCACAAGGAGAUGGGGAGUCUUCCACACCAGUUUACAAGGAUGCUAAUGACAAUGUGACUGAGAUUCAGCACCAGCUAAAAUUGCUGGAUUUAAGCCAAACUGACACAAAUGCAGCUGAGCCACCCAGUCCGUCACCAAGCCAAAGGCGUUCUUCUGAUUCUUCAGAUUCUGACAAAGGAAUUUCAGAUCUAACUCACAGGAUUAGCACUGUGAAAUCUCAGGCAUUUAGCCCAUUUCCUAGUGUUAAACCGCCCAGAAAAUCAGCAGCGGCAAGAAAUUUAGGUUUAUACGGCCCAACUGAGAGGACCCCAACUGUCCAUUUUCCCCACAUGAGCAAAAGUGCUCACAGUUCUGGAAAUGACAAACUAAACAGGACCAGGAAGGAGUGAAUAAGUCAGAGACAUUUGGUGAUGACCAUUUUGUUAUAAUUUAUUCUUAAAUUAAGAUGUUUAACAACACUUUAUACCAUGUGCAACACACACAAAAUGUUGGAGGAACUCAGCAGGUCAGGCAGUAUUUAUGGAGAGAAAUAAACAGUCGACAUUUUGGGUCGAGUCCCUGAAGGGUCUCGACCCGAAAUGUCGACUGUUUAUUACUCUCCAUAGGUGGUGCCUGACCUGCUGAGUUCCUCCAGCAUUUUGUGUGUUGCUCCAGAUUCCAGCAUCUGCAGAAUCUCUUGUGUCUCUACUUUCUAUCAUGUGCAAUGUUGUAAAACCUACUUUAUGUAAAUAAAAUUUUAAGAAGAAACCAAGGUCAAAUUCUAAAGUAUUGUUGGAUUAAAUCCAUUUUCUGGAAAUUAAAGACCAAUAUUAAUAGGACCGUCAUACAAUACUAACGGACAAUUUAUGGCAAACCAAAAAUUAUUAAUGGAAAUUCUUAAAUUUGUCACUAUUAUUGUCUUAUCUAUUCUUGCUGUAUGAUGUGACAAUAAACACUGCUGUUUACAAUUUUAA